UGACCACACACACAAUAGAGGUCCCCCUGCUUUAAUGUUCUCAUUAUAUGUGCUGACUUGCUUUCUAUCUCCUGAUAAAAGGCCUGCAUGGUCAGUAAGCACGUACACCACCUCUCUCAUUCACCUCUAUUCAGCUCUCGUCUCUCCACCUGCUGGUUUGCGAGGAGCAGAUUGACAGAUCAGAUAGCAAACAGGUAGGCUAUACUGUAUAUAAGAGCAGCACACUGUACUUUGGGAGGCUGACUGAUGAACUCUGAAUAAAUUGUCUCCUGGGAUCAAAUAGGCUGUUCAUUUUUAGCUCUGCAGGUUUUCUCAAACUACACACCUCAAUGUGUAAAGGGCUCUCCUCCCUGCCCUCAUCAUGCCUGGAGAAGGCAAAAGAGAUGCGGGUGAAGUUAAGCCACCUGGCUGAAACGCACCACAAGCAAAAGGUUCAGGAUGGAAAAGCUCUUCAGGACCUGGACACUCUGCUGAACAGCAAAGUUGGUCGGCAGGCUUUCCGUGAGUUCCUGCGCUCAGAGUUCAGUGAGGAGAACCUCGAGUUCUGGCUGGCCUGUAAGGACUACAGGGUCACUUCUCUAAACCUGCAGAAGACCAAGUCCAGCAGCAUCUACUGCCAGUUCAUCAACCCUGACGCUCCACAAGAGGUCAACUUGGACGCUGAGACCCGGGAGGCUCUGUUGAGUGUGACAGGCUCUCCGUGUGCCGACACAUUCAGCAAUGCUCAGCAGAGAAUCUACAACUUGAUGGCCAAAGACUCCUUCCCGAGGUUCCUGCGCUCCCCUCACUGCAUGGAGGCCAUCAAAGCUCUCUAAGCAGACACUGCUCAGUACCUCAGACCUGCUUUAGAAGUAGGUGCUGAUGAAUCUAUACAUCUUGUUAUGUUGAUAGCAUGUUACCACUUAGUUUAGCAACUAGCUUGUUUUGUGAUUGUUUUCCAUGACAGUGCUGUCCUAAAAAAGUCUCACAUAUAAACCUGAAUUAUGAAUCUACAUCGCACCAUGAGCAACAUCCACAAAGGGUUUAAAUAAAUAC
Cyclopterus lumpus (lumpfish) is the source of this 1035-nucleotide messenger RNA. RefSeq names its product regulator of G-protein signaling 5. Lineage: Eukaryota; Metazoa; Chordata; Actinopteri; Perciformes; Cyclopteridae. The transcript has 5 exons. The coding region runs from base 330 to 815 and encodes 161 amino acids. The record is from RefSeq and is a predicted model, not a curated record.